GUUAGGGAAGUAGAUAGUGAGAAUAUGAAAGGGACGAAGGGCUUUUCUCCCCCCUCUCUUUUCUUUCCUUAUUUUUCUUUGCCGAGGUCAGGUUUUGAUAUGCUCGUAUGUUUGUAGUACCUCACAUAUAGGAACCCUUAGGUAAAUUGUUUAAUCAGCUAUUUAAUCCUAACACCCAUCAGCGAGUUUAUGAAUGGCUGAAUGCCAGACUUUUAACUAAAGGAAAAAGUUUGCUAGCUGAGCUUUUUGAACGCGUAAAAUAGAUCAGUAGUUUCAUCGCUUUUAAGACGUUGUUUGGCUGAUGGUGCAACAAUCAUCUUUGUUAACAACCUAAAGUAUCUGAAAGUAUAGAAAUACAUUUUCGUCUAGCUAACCUAGCUGUAGUUGGCUACCAAAUCUAUUGUGACCAUCACCGCUUUCAUUGUGUAAGACACCCAGGGAGUGAGAUGCAGUCGGAGGACAUUAUCUAGAACUGUGGCGGAAAUCCAGCGCUGGCUACAUUUAAACUCGUUACAUUGUCGCGGUAAAGCGGUGCGUAGGCAUCACCCUGGCAUGGCUCGCUACUUUUAAUGUCAUUUUAUCCGCGUUCAAACGGCCUGCUUGUUUUUCCCAGAAAAUGCCGGAGGGUUACAGUUCUGAUUAAUAGCAUUUUUUUAAAAAAGGAAUAGCUUUUUGUCUAGUUUAAAAUCAGUUUUAAAAAGAUUUCCCCUUUCAUAACAUGGCUCGAUGACUUUGAUGUAAAGCACACUGCCUCAUACAGUGACUUGGCUAACGUUUACCAGUUUCUAAAGUUUCGUAGCUAUCUCACAAUAAGGACGUAUCGGUCGGACCGAUUUGAUUAAAGAGCCAAAUUAACAAGUUUGGAGACAAUCUUGGCUCGCCACAGAUUUACCUUCGCGACUGGUUUGUCGUUUAGCUAGCCGGGGCGCUAGCUAUACCGAAUGCUGCUUUGUGUCGCGUUAGCCUUAAGCUAGCCUCGCUAGCGCUCCAGAAAUGUCGAAUAUUUCCAACGAAGCGGUGGUUUUGAUAAAAGACGUGAAACCAGGAUCGAAAAAUCUAAACAUCGUCUUUAUAGUUUUGGAAAUAGGUCGCGUAACCAAGACAAAAGACGGUCAUGAAGUGCGCUCUUGUAAAGUGGCUGAUAAGAGCGGAAGUAUCGCCAUCUCUGUUUGGGAUGAACUGGGUAGCCUCAUUCAGCCAGGGGACAUCAUUCGCCUUACACGAGGUUAUGCUUCUAUAUGGAAGGGCUGUCUUACCCUGUACACUGGCCGAGGUGGAGACCUACAGAAAAUUGGAGAAUUCUGCAUGGUGUAUUCAGAGGUUCCAAAUUUCAGUGAACCAAAUCCUGAGCUGCUAGCCCAAGCCAACCAACAGAACAAAGGGGGUAAAGAACAGCGUGGAAAUUCUCCACCAAAUCAAAACGUGGGCACUCCUGGACAGGCAGCAGGAAACGGGGCCAUGCAGACGUUUCCCAAUAGUGCUGCCCCUGUUCCUCCAAAUUUCGGCGCUCCUGGAAGAACCAAUGGGCGUGUACUAGGCAAUGGCCCACCACCAGUGACCGCAGGGGCAGUCCCUGCCCCACCCAAACCGUCAGUCACCAUCAGCAACGGCAGGGAUCCCAGACGAGCUUCAAAGAGAUGAGACCCUGAUUGUGUAACCACUGUCCUGGUCCCACCCCCUCUUCCAGAUCCUCACCAAGCUUGAAUAUUUCUGCAAUGUAACUGCCAAUUGAGUCUUGUAUUAGUCCCAUCAGCAGACUGUCAUCACCCAAGACUGUAAUGGUGUAGAACAGCUACAGCUGCUGGAGUUAUGCCAGUUUGUUUUAAAUCACCACACAGUGCUGGUCUUUUCGACAUGGUUUCCACAUCCCUUCCCUAAAUGUGUUGUGGGAAAACUAUACACCCUACUUGAACACUUGAUGCACUUUCUUCAUUUAAUCUCUAGUGAACACGUACUGUCUUGUAAUUCAGGAGUGGUUGUCUGCUAUGGCAGGCAUGUACCCUGAUUCUACUGGCUGCUUUUUUUUUUUUUUCUUUUUUUUUUUUUAACUGGGGUUUUAUCCCCUUGGCCAAAAAACAUACCAAAAGUGACUGUGUGAAAGAGGUGAUAGUUUGAUUCCGACACUUAGGUUUAUUUAAUUAGGAAUAAACUAGAAAAUAAGAAA
Electrophorus electricus (electric eel) is the source of this 2164-nucleotide messenger RNA. RefSeq names its product nucleic acid binding protein 1a (gene nabp1a). The record is from RefSeq and is a predicted model, not a curated record. NCBI's taxonomy places the organism in Eukaryota, Metazoa, Chordata, Actinopteri, Gymnotiformes, Gymnotidae. Gene Ontology annotation, molecular function: DNA binding. Gene Ontology annotation, cellular component: SOSS complex. Gene Ontology annotation, biological process: response to ionizing radiation; double-strand break repair via homologous recombination; mitotic G2/M transition checkpoint.